Molecule: messenger RNA, 351 nt
Organism: Staurois parvus
Lineage: Eukaryota; Metazoa; Chordata; Amphibia; Anura; Ranidae
Source: the annotation of a GenBank genome assembly
UCAUGCUGCUGCCAGGUCCAGAGUCUGUCAUGGGUCCCUGUACGGCCUCCCAUUGCUGCUGUCUCCAUCGCCACACUCUGCCAUGUGCCACUUUCAGGUCUCCUCACACACUGCUGGUGUGUUUCCAUUUUUUGACAUAGGGUGCUGGCAGAUUACGGGCCUCCCAUAGCUGCUGCCAGGCCCCUAAUCUGCCAUGGGCCCCUAUAUACCGCCUCCUCAUGCUGCUGCCAGGUCCAGAGUCUCUCAUGGGUCCCUGUACGGCCUCCCAUUGCUGCUGUCUCCAUCGCCACACUCUGCCAUGUGCCACUUUCAGGUCUCCUCACACACUGCUGGUGUGUAGAAUUUUUUGAC